Messenger RNA from Cariama cristata (Red-legged seriema), 426 nucleotides. Its product is annotated as protein lin-28 homolog B-like. Bases 1 to 426 code for a protein of 141 amino acids. Gene Ontology annotation, molecular function: zinc ion binding; nucleic acid binding. The record is from RefSeq and is a predicted model, not a curated record. NCBI's taxonomy places the organism in Eukaryota, Metazoa, Chordata, Aves, Cariamiformes, Cariamidae. The transcript has a single exon.
AUGUCGCCAAAACGAGGAAAGUUGCCAGUUUUACCCUGGACUGGUCAUUGUGAUUGGUUUGACACAACUAAGGGAUAUGGAUUCAUUUAUAUGACCUAUCAAGAGGGGGAUUCUUUAGAGAGUCCAGUAGGUGUCUUUGUACACCAUUCUAAGCUUCACAUGAAAGGAUUUAAAAGUUUGCAAACAGGGGAGCAGGUAGAAUUUACCUUUUACAACUUUCCCAAAGGCCCAAAAGAGCUUUGGGUCACAGACCCUGGUGGAAAACCCUGUGAGGGGAAGAAAAAAUUAAAGGGGGACAGAUGUUAUAACUGUGGUGAUGCCGACCACCACGCAAAGGAGUACAAACGUUUGCUGCAACGCAAAAGGUGUUACUAUUGUCAGAGCCUCGACCACAUAAUGAUUAGUUGUCCUGACAGAUCAAAAUAG